This is a messenger RNA of Penicillium pulvis, 1632 nucleotides long. RefSeq names its product MDR family MFS transporter. The transcript is spliced from 5 exons. Gene Ontology annotation, molecular function: transmembrane transporter activity. The coding region runs from base 1 to 1632 and encodes 543 amino acids. NCBI's taxonomy places the organism in Eukaryota, Fungi, Ascomycota, Eurotiomycetes, Eurotiales, Aspergillaceae. Gene Ontology annotation, biological process: transmembrane transport. The record is from RefSeq and is a predicted model, not a curated record.
AUGUCGGAGACAAACUCGAAUCUUGUCACAGACACCAAAGAACACAGAAACGAUUCAAGAUCCGAGUCCCGUGAUGGGCCAGUGCCGGUCAGGUACCCAUCUGGGCCAGUCUUGGUCAUUAUUGUCAUCGCGUUGAUGCUCAGCAUGUUUCUGAGUAUCAUCUCCACCGCGAUACCAAAGAUUACGGUCCAAUUCAAGAGCAUGGACGAUAUUGGAUGGUACGGCAGUGCCUUCUUUUUGACUCUCGCCGCUUUCCAGUCAGCCUGGGGCCAUAUUUACCAGGGGUUCUCCUUGCGCGUCUCUUUUCUGACUGCCAUUGCUAUAUUUGAAGUGGGAAGCCUGGUUUGCGCUUUGGCGCCAAACAGUAUGGCAUUGAUUAUUGGACGGGCCAUCCAGGGUAUGGGGGGAGCUGGUCUCACUGGCGGAUGCUACACCAUUGCAGCCUUUGUUGCACCCCCAGAGAAAGUCCCGAUACUCAUUGGUUUACUUGGAUCUACAUUCAGUAUAGCGAGUAUUGCAGGGCCUCUGCUAGGAGGUGCCUUUUCGCAGCACCUUACUUGGCGUUGGUGCUUUUACAUCAACCUCCCGAUCGGUGGUGUGGCUGCCGGGGUCUUGUUUUUCUUCUUCCGCACCCCUGAGCAGGCUAAGUCCGGACUUGCAAGAUCACUGAAAGAGAAACUGAAACAGUUCGACUAUAUUGGUCUGGCAGUCUUGCUGACAGGUUUGAUUUGCUUCUUCCUCGCGCUUCAGUGGGGAGGCGUGACAAAACCGUGGAGCGACGGCUCUGUCAUUGCUUGUCUUGUUCUCUGGGUUAUCCUGACUGCGGCCUUUGUGAUUAUCGAGUGGUGGCAGGAAGACCGGGCUCUGGUGGCUCUGCGCAUAUUGAAGAGUAGGAGUAUCGGCACUUGCUGUGCCUUCAUAUUUUUCCUCAAUGCCGCCAACUUUUCUCUGAUCUAUAACCUGCCAAUCUACUUUCAGGCUAUCAAUGGAGACUCUCCUAUGACAAGCGGGAUUAAAAGCAUUCCAACCAUUCUCUCAACUUCCAUCGCAACUUUCAUAUCAUCUGCCAUUGUCACCAAAAUCAGAUACUAUCAGCCAUUCUUGCUGGCCGGCAGUAUACUUGCGACUAUCGGCGCUGGCUUGAUAUACACUUUCAAUCUGUAUUCCGGUCUAGGCUCUAUUAUCGGAUAUCAAAUUAUAUAUGGCACAGGGACCGGGCUUUCAGUUCAGAUCCCCGUCAUUGUAGCAGGAUCAUUGAGCUCAACAGAGGACCAGCCCAUUACCAUGGCAACUGUUUUAUUCUUCCAAUUCAUAUCCGCUGCCUACGGCGUCGGCUCCACAGAUUCUAUCAUGAACAAUCUACUUGUGCAAAGUAUUCCAAGAUACAUGAAGGGAGUCAGUCCCGAGGAUGUCAUCAAUGCCGGGUCAAGUGGGCUCCAAGAUGUCUUCUCGGGCUCAGAACUCCUUGGUGCGCGACGCUCCUAUCUCAAUGGCUUACACGGCAGUUGGGCUAUGGGAGUUGCACUCUUUGGUAUAACAUUCCUUUGUGCCCUUAUUUCGAAGCAGGGAAGCAGAAUUCCGCGACCGGGUAAUAGGAAAGAAGACCAAGGUACCUCUGUUCCUAUGGCCUAG